AUGCUAACCAAGAAUCUCUCUGAGGACCUCAUCUUGGACAUACUUUCAAGGCUUCCGGUGAAGUCCCUUUUAAGGUUUAGGUGUGUAUGCAAAGCAUGGUGUGCUCUAAUAACCGAUCCUGAUUUUGUCAAAAUGCAACUCAGCCGAUCCCUUGCAACCAAUACCAACCUCAUCCUGAUUUUAGAGGAAUACCGAAAAAUCUUCUCUGUGGAUUUUGAUGUUUGCGAACAAGAAGCGGCGGUAAAGCUUGAUCAUCCGUUCAAGUCUCCAAUAGGAUACCUUGUAUUGGCUUCUUGUAACGGCUUAGUAUGUAUGUUCGACGACGACGGCAUAGUCUCUGAAUUCCGAAAAGAAGAAGUGUACGGCACAUUCCUUUGGAAUCUAUCCACAAAAACGCAUAAGAAGCUGCCCUUUACGCCUAUAGAGUUUCCCAUCAAUUCUCGCUAUGCGCAUUUCACUGCUUAUGGGUUUGGUUACGAUCCUACAACCGAUGAUUACAAGGUGAUAAGGGUUAUACAGUUCUAUGGUGCCCGUGGUUUCAUUAAUGACAGUAACUACUCUGUCUCGGAGGUGAAGGUCUACUCUCUCAGCACCAACUCAUGGAGAAGAAUCGAGGACAUUCCCUUCCUUAGCAUCCAACACAGACUUGGGGUUUUUACAAAUUCUGCUUUUCAUUGGGCUACAAUUCGCAAGACGGGAGUCAUGGGACCCAACAUUGCCCCCAGUGCGAUUGUUUCUAUUGACGUUAAAGAUGAUGAAUAUCGAGAGGUGCCACUGCCUGAUUUUGUGGACGAUAAGUUUCACAUGGCCAUCGGAGUUCUAGGAGGACAACUCUGCAUGCUCUCUAACUUCUCCACGGUCCGUGUUGAGUUGUGGGUGAUGAAGGAUUACGGUCUGAAAGACUCUUGGGAGAAACAGUUCUCCAUCGAACAACCAUCGGUGUUAGGGUAUUUUGAUAAGUAUAUUAAGCCUAUAUGCUAUUCAAAGAAGGGUGAAGUUCUACUCGAGACGAAACCAUUAGUGGAGAAGAGUUCAGGAGUGCUGGUGCUUUAUGAUCCCCAUAAAGGAAGGGCUAGUAAUCUUAGGCUUCGUCACAGCUGGAUAACAGUCAUUGGGAGUCUCAUUUCACUUGAUGCCAAAGAUGGAGCUGAAUAA
Telopea speciosissima is the source of this 1155-nucleotide messenger RNA. Its product is annotated as F-box protein CPR1-like. Lineage: Eukaryota; Viridiplantae; Streptophyta; Magnoliopsida; Proteales; Proteaceae. Gene Ontology annotation, molecular function: protein binding. The record is from RefSeq and is a predicted model, not a curated record. The coding region runs from base 1 to 1155 and encodes 384 amino acids. The transcript has a single exon.